Messenger RNA from Phycodurus eques (leafy seadragon), 3150 nucleotides. It is a transcript of the gene pou2f2b, whose product is annotated as POU class 2 homeobox 2b. The record is from RefSeq and is a predicted model, not a curated record. Gene Ontology annotation, biological process: regulation of transcription by RNA polymerase II. Gene Ontology annotation, molecular function: DNA-binding transcription factor activity, RNA polymerase II-specific; RNA polymerase II cis-regulatory region sequence-specific DNA binding. Gene Ontology annotation, cellular component: nucleus. NCBI's taxonomy places the organism in Eukaryota, Metazoa, Chordata, Actinopteri, Syngnathiformes, Syngnathidae.
ACAACAAAAAACAACAACAACAAAAACAAACCAGACUAAAAAGAGACAAUACACACAGACGGAUGGACGAAGUGUAAGUUGUUUUUCCCUCGGGCCGAUCUCCUCGUUGUUGACUGGUCGCCGCUGUUUGGCUGGCUGGCUGUUUGUUUGCUUAUCUAUCGAUUGAUUGCGUUUUAAUUAGAGGUAAGAGGGGUAGAGGGGCGGAGAUUCGGGUACGAACGCGUGGCUGUGUGUGUGCGUACGUGCGCGCUCUCGUGUGCGUGCGCGCCUGUUAAUUAAAUAACCAGUGCGUUUCUCUACGUUUUUUUUUAUUUGUAUUUUUUUUAAGAUAGCUUAAAGCGAAUGUAUUCUGAAGCAUAUGUAGGCCAAAUGAAUAGCUCCAAACCAAAUAGAACUCCACAAUAAGAAUUCUUUUUAAGGGUUAUUAUUACCCCCGCGAACGGUGUUUUCGUGUCGUCUUGUGUCUUUAUUCAAGCUAAUAAUCAAAGCUAACCCACUUAGCACGCUUGCGACUGUUUUCACGCCUUUUUCUAAUAUUAGCAUCACGGUAGGGGCCUCCACGUUGGCUUAUUUAGUUCCCAAAAAAAGAAGAGCAGUCCUCGCCGUUUUAACCCAACUUUCCCUCUCGUCUAUCCGUCUGUGUAGCGUCGUAACAGCUUCUAUGCACAUUCACGCCGGGUUAAGUCAAUAAAAGUGCCGGGGGAGGGCUUCAUGUGUACGCACCAAGCGGCGAGCCGUCCACGCCGAACCGCCUCCCGACCAAGCCGGACCGACAGCGCCGAGACUCCGGCGAGGACCGAGCUCGCCCCGGCUCCUCCUCAUUCGCACCGGAACCCAAAGAAAGAAGCCGAAGCCGGAGGAAGAUCAUGUUUGUCCCCUUGCCGGUGCCGUUCGUCUUUCAGAGAGCUGCCCCUGACCUCAGCGCCUGGCGUCUCAAGUCCCCCCUGGCUCUCCGCUCCAACUCCGAUAUCAGGAUGUCAAGGCCAGCUGAACUUGAGAAAUUAGCGGCUGACUCACCGCUGGAGAGCAAAGAUUCAGAGCUCAAUGGAUCUGACUCUAAUCACCAGGCUCAGUCAAUGAAGGUCAAUCCCUUUUCCCUUUCGCCAAGCCUGAGCAACAGCAAGAAUAAGAUGGAAGAGUGUGGCGAGAUGUCCCCGGCACUUCCUCCCUCUCACGGCCCGUCCGCCUCCCAGACGGCACUGCAACACACACAGCUCAUGCUGACCGGAUCCCAGCUGGCAGGGCUCACGGCUCUGUUGCCGGCGCAGCAGCAGCUUCUGUUGCAGCAGGCCCAGGCUCAGCUGCUGGCCGCCGCCGUGCAGCAGUCCAGCGCCGCGCACGCCGCUCACCAGCAGCAACAUACACAGCAGGCACAGCAGCAGCAGCAGCAGCAGGCGGUGCAAACAGGCCAGCAGGGUCAGGGACAGAGCACACAGGAACACACUGCCCAAAGCGUCCCUGCCCCACCUCCUCCGCCCCAGCUUGCCCUCUCUCAGCCAAUCCAGCUCACCGCCCAGGACAUCCAGCAGCUGCUGCAGCUCCAGCAGCUGGUUUUGGUGCCCGGCCACUCGCUCCCGUCACCUGCACAGUUCCUCCUCCAACAAGCGCAGCAGGGCCAGCAAGGACUCCUAUCGACACCAAAUCUUAUUCCACUACCUCAACCAAACCAAGGGAGCCUCCUGUCUGCUCAGAGUAGAAUGGGACUCCAAGCACAGCGAGACAAGAGCAUGGAGGUGAGCGGUGGCGGGGGCGGCCUGAGCACGGUGCCCCCCGUACCCUCUCACCCCGAGGAGCCUAGCGACCUGGAGGAGCUGGAGCAGUUCGCCCGGACUUUCAAACAGAGACGCAUAAAACUGGGCUUCACACAGGGAGAUGUCGGCCUGGCCAUGGGGAAGCUGUACGGCAACGACUUCAGCCAGACCACCAUCUCCCGCUUUGAGGCCCUCAACCUGAGCUUUAAGAACAUGUGCAAGCUGAAACCGCUGCUGGAGAAGUGGCUCAACGAUGCAGAGACCAUGUCCAUAGACAGCACCCUUCCCAGCCCCAGCUCGCUAUCCUCGCCAUCGCUGGGCUUCGACGGCAUGCCGGGCCGCCGCAGAAAGAAGAGAACCAGCAUCGAGACCAAUGUACGCGUUGCCCUGGAGCGUGCUUUCUUGACGAACCAGAAGCCUACCUCAGAAGAGAUCCUGCUGCUCGCCGAGCAGCUCAUCAUGGAGAAGGAGGUGAUCCGGGUGUGGUUCUGCAACCGCCGACAGAAGGAGAAACGCAUCAACCCCAGCAGUUCCACCCCUCCCCUGCCCAACCAGCCUGCCAGCGCCCCGCCCGCGCACAAGGCCCCCUGCUACAGCUCCAACAUGAUGAGCAGCCAGCUGACACAGGCCGUGACCAGUCUCAGUAGCACAACGGCGACCACCAUGUCCCCCAUCUGCCCCCUGACCUCCAGCCUGGGCUCCAGCCUCACCUCCAGCUCUGCGCCGUCCCCGGUGACCCCUCCUCCUGCUCCUCCCGCUGCUCCUCCACGCAGCACAGCCAGCCCGGCCAGCCACAGUACACUCAAUCUCAAUACUGGCUUGUGGCGUGUGGGUAAAAAGAACGGUGACGUGUCAAGCUACAUCACCGACUUCACUGCAAACUUGAGGAACACUGUGAUGGGGGUUAACACAGGGAUGAACCAAGCCCUCCUCGGUAACAAUCCCCUGGCCACUAUACAAGCCCUGGCAGCCAGUGGUGGCCAGCUGCCCCUUUCCAGUCUUGAGGGGGGCGGCAAGAUGAUGCUGGGGGCGUCGGGUGGCCAGGGCGGCGGCCUGGCGUCCUCGCUCUUCCUCAACCACCCGGCCCUCCUCCACAUGGGCCAGAGCCCGGGCGCCGGUCUGCUGAGCGCGGUGGCGGCCAAGGCCUCACGCCCAUCACCCUUCGCCCCCUCGGCCAGCAGCAUCAGCCCCACCCUCUGCUCCCCCUCCCCCUGCUCCAGCCCCGCCUCCUCCUGCUCGUCCAGCGAAAUGGCACACAGCCCCAAGAUGGAGUGACGCCGCCGGGCGGCCAAUCAGAGAGGAGGAAGGAAGGAAGCGGGCAUCUCUGGACUUUCACACCAAAGCUAGCUCUUCCUCUCUCUCUUGCGCUCUUCUUUUUCUUCUGGCUCUCUCCGUCCUU